Schistocerca serialis cubense is the source of this 5933-nucleotide messenger RNA. RefSeq names its product jmjC domain-containing histone demethylation protein 1 (gene Kdm2). The record is from RefSeq and is a predicted model, not a curated record. The coding region runs from base 43 to 3471 and encodes 1142 amino acids. Lineage: Eukaryota; Metazoa; Arthropoda; Insecta; Orthoptera; Acrididae. Gene Ontology annotation, biological process: protein demethylation; regulation of transcription by RNA polymerase II. The transcript has 16 exons. Gene Ontology annotation, molecular function: zinc ion binding; DNA binding; histone demethylase activity.
GCGAAGGGAGCGGUAGCGUCUGCGGAGCUGUCCGAGCGCUGGAUGAAAUCGCACUACGAGUCGCAGCCUGUUGAAGGGCUUGGAAUGGACGACAACAUAUCCGGAAAGCGCGUGCUAACAAGGACUCUAAGAGAUAGGAAAGAAAGAAAGCACUACACAGAUGAUUGGGCUCUGGGCGAUGAGGAAAUUGAGGGCCGCCGAUCAUUUCGUCUGGAGGACAAGAUGGAAACAGACAGGUUUCCCCAAUGCUUUGUGAAAGAAAUGCAGGGAGCAGAUUUCAACUUAGCUUAUCUGCAAAGGCAUGGUUUCAACACUCCAUUACUAUUCAGAGAUAAGGCUGGAUUGGGUUUAAGGGUACCAAGUCCAAAUUUCUCCGUAAAUGAUGUUCGUAUGUGUGUUGGAUCGAGGCGCAUAUUAGAUGUAAUGGACGUUAACACACAGAAGAAUGUAGAGAUGACAAUGAAGGAAUGGCAGCGCUAUUAUGAUGAUCCCAAAAAAGAAAAACUUCUGAAUGUAAUUUCAUUAGAAUUCAGCCACACCAAACUAGAAAAUUAUAUUCAGACUCCUACUGUUGUACGUCAAAUUGACUGGGUUGAUUGCGUUUGGCCCCGUCAUCUUAAAGAGGCUCAAACAGAAUCAACUAAUGUGCUUGAUGAGAUGAUGUAUCCCAAGGUGCAGAAGUAUUGCCUCAUGUCUGUGAAAGGGUGCUACACAGACUUCCAUGUUGACUUCGGUGGAACUUCUGUUUGGUACCAUAUACUCAAAGGGAGUAAGAUAUUUUGGCUGAUACCUCCUACAGAACGCAACCUGCAACUGUAUGAGCAGUGGGUGCUGUCUGGAAAACAGGGAGACGUCUUCUUUGGUGAUACUGUGGACAAGUGUGGUCGUGUCACCCUUACUGCAGGAAAUACUUUCUUCAUUCCCACUGGCUGGAUACAUGCUGUUUACACACCUGUGGAUUCCCUUGUUUUUGGCGGAAAUUUUCUUCACUCGUUUGGUAUUGAAAAACAACUAAAAACUGCUCAAGUUGAGGACACAACACAUGUGCCCCAAAAAUUCAGGUACCCAUUCUUCACAGAAAUGUUGUGGUAUGUACUGGAGCGUUAUGUACAUUGUUUAUUAGGAAGAUCACAUUUGGAUGAAGGAGCUGGCGUACAGAAUGAUACAAAGUUUGAUCCUGACAAACACAUUCAUCUAACCCCUCAGGAGCUCCAUGGUCUGAAGGCAAUUGUAAUGUUCCUGCAUUCGUUACCUACGAAUAAAAAGAAUGUGCCUGAACUGAUAAGGGAUCCUAUUGCAUUAAUUAAAGAUGUGAGGACGCUUGUUGAAAGGCAUAGGAAUGACAAUCCUGAAGCUGCUGUUACUGGAAAGUGCAUUCUACAGAGGCCUGAUGAUAGCUUUAAGGAUCGAAUACCUGGGAGAAUACCACUGGCACGGAACUCUGGUAACCGUGCAUCUUUGGGCGGCCCAGGUCCAAAACACAAGCUGGGUCGUGCAUCGUGGGGUGGAAAAGGAGCUGCGGGACAGAAUAGUGGACCCCGACGAAGGCGAACAAGGUGUAAACGUUGUGAGGCGUGCCAGCGGUCUGAUUGCGGAGAAUGUACAUUUUGUUUGGAUAUGGUUAAAUUUGGUGGACCUGGCAGAGCCAAGCAGACCUGCAUCAUGAGGCAAUGUCUACAGCCUAUGUUGCCCGUUACGGCUGCAUGUGUCAUGUGUGCACUGGAUGGAUGGGGCCAAGCACCUGUUCUUCCUAUUCCGAAGACAAAUCGUGAAGCACCCAGUUCACUCAUGGAAUGCUGCAUCUGCUACGAGAUCAUUCACCCCGACUGUAUAGCAAAGACAAUACCAGAUACAGAAGGUAUUGUUAAUGAAGAUCUUCCAAACAGCUGGGAAUGUCCGAAAUGCUGUAAGGAAGGGAAGAAUGUUGAAUAUAGGCCACGUCACUUCCGGGCUCGGGCGAAGUCAUCGGACAUUCGUCGCAUGUCAGUCAGCAGUGAUAAUAGCUCUAUGUUAGACUCAAAAGACAAUCAUAUGCUCCAAGAUGUGAAAGGGGAUAUGGAUGGUGAAAUGGAUGGAGAAGGAGAGGAUGAUGAUGAAGAACAACCAAUGGAGAAGAAGCCACGUUUGGAGCCAAUGCUAGAUUCUGUAGUUGUAGUAAAAAAUGAGCCAUUGGAUGAUCCAGAUAACAGUCCUCCACCUCAACCAACGGCACCUGUGAUACCUGUGAAGGAAGAGUCAUUAAAUGGUGACGGGCACCAACAAGAGAAAAAUGAUAAAAGGGAAGGAGGACCUGAGACAGGAGGGAAACCUCAACAGUCUCCCUCAGAAGGUGAACCGCAAGAUGCAGGAGGCGGCGGCGGUGGUGAUGGUGGAGGAGGAGGAGGAGGAGGAGGAGGAGGAGGAGGACGGGGUUCAACAUCAGAUGGAGCGGAUCAGCCACCCCCUUCGCGAUCCGUCCCACCUCCAUCCCCUCUUUCGGCCUCCUCUGAACCGCGAAAGCUCGCCCUUCGCACACAGCUUGCCCAUCAACUGUCGGCCAACUCCACAAAGCAGUUACGCAAACCUACCCACGUAGUUCGACCAACGCCGCCACCACCCCACGUUGCACCUAUUACGAACCCUAUAUUAGAUCCAGCUGCACUUGUACAAGUUUUCAGGUUUCUGUCUGUGGAGGAUCUCGGUCGGUGUGCCUCGGUAUGUCGAGCGUGGUCCAGAGCAUCCAUCGACCCUCUGCUGUGGAGGCGUACCGACUUAUCGAGGCGGCAUCUCUCGGGUGUACUUCUGGCGGGCAUCGUACGCCGGCAACCUGAGGCAUUGCACCUCGACUGGACCACACCGCCACCAGCAAAACGGCAUCUUGCGUGGCUCAUCGCGAGGCUCCCUCAGCUACGAGAACUGUCACUGCAAGGGUGUUCCUGGGCCGGUGCCUCGGCUCUCCGCUCGUGCACUUGUCCUCCCCUCUCUGUGCUUGAUCUCAGCUUUGUUUUGGGACUCAAUGACGCGUCCUUGCGAGAACUGCUGAGCCCACCACCAGAUUCACGACCAGGUCUAGUAGGGUCUCGUUCACGACUGAAAGGCCUGCGUACGCUCCGCUUGGCGGGAUGUGACAUCUCAGAUGUGGCUCUGCGCUACAUAACACAGCACUUACCAAAACUUGUGGAGUUAGAUAUAUCGCAGUGCGUUCGUGUGACGGAUGCAGGAGUGGCGCAGUUGGCUGCGCCCCCUGCGGCCACAACUUCCACGUUAGCAUCUUUGGAUCUCUCAUCCUGUCGGCUGCUGACUGAUUCCAGUCUCGACCAUUUGGCACGUUGCGAUGCUCUGGUUCGACUAGACCUCCGCCACACACCAAACGUCACUGCUGCCGCUCUCGCGAAGUUCGCCGUACGGUCACCACAUGGCCUACAUGUUACUGAUACCAAACUGAUAGUUAAAAAGCGCACCCAGUCACCUGAAAACACGUCCACCACCUGAUGUGCUGAAUAUGAUGUAGUGUGGAAACGUAAUGUACUUUGCACCAGAUGCCACUAGGCGACACAAUUUCUUAUUGUGAUAUUUGUUAGUACAUGUAGUGUGCAUUCAGUUUGCCAGCACUAAGAAAGAUCGUGACAACAUGGCGGCUAGUGUUUCGGUAGCUGUUAUUGCAAUGAAGAUUGCACCAGAGUGGUCAAUUACUGUCAAUCUGAAAAGGACAGUGUAUGAAGAAAAUGAUGUGUAAUAUUGUUUGUGAGAUUUGGGUGCUUGCAGUCAACAUCUUUAGCAUGUACUCUUCUUCUAGUCCUGCAGACCAUUGUGUAGCAUGCAAGUGCAUCAAACAGUAAUAUGAAUUAUCACAAAAUAGCUUGACUGAUAUUAUUUGUGAGAGCAGGUCAUAAACAGUUCCUGAAAAUUGACCAACUUUUAAGGUGGUCAGCAGAUUACAUCAGUGCUGAUGUACACUGUUUUCUUCGCUGUGAUUCGUGCUUGUAUAUGAAUAACAAUAAUGGAAAAUCCUGGCUGGAGAAAUAUGUAAAAUAAAAGAAAGGCAAUCGCUUACCUAUAGAGGACUUGCAUGUGGUUGCCUUGCCCUUAACUGACAUAUUUUUGCACAUGAAUGAGAGGUACAGCAGGUAUGAUACAUCAAAGGAUGAUCAAAUUCUAAAAGAUGGCAGGUUCAGAAGUUUGAUUUUGUAGCUUUUUGUACUACAGAUUACUGCCUUCCUGUUUUAUUUUUACUGCAUUUUACAGCCAUUGUUUCAUGUAAAAAUCUAGAAGGGUGUCAAUUUUUCCCAUGUGUUAAAACUGUGGUUUGGAAACUCUUUAUUUCUAAUACUUGCCUUGGUUACUGUUGCUACAAUAUUUAAUUCAUCACAAGGAAACUUUUUGAAUUUUGAAUCGCCAUUUCCUGCUUCUUUCAACUUCAUAAGUCUUUUCACACCAAGUAAAUCAAGUAAAUGAAGACCAGGUUUAACAAUAUGUAAACUGUGAAAUUAUUAUAUUUUGAAGAUUAACUGGAAGAAAGAAUAAUGACUUGUAUUGGCAUCAGAAAUUGUAGUACAUGUAAUAGUGACCUGUGAUGAUGCUGAUUUCUCUUAUGGAUCCUUGUUAGCUUUGUUUAGUUAGUGAAAUUGUGUUUUUGCUUGGGGUCUUCACUAGCUACAUUCCUGACAUACAUAAAAGCUGAUGAGCUAUGUUAUGUUAGGAAGAACCUGAAGUUCCUCUCCAUCCUGUACUUGAUAUGAGAGCUGCAUGCCCAUUUUUGUGCAAUACUUAAGCAUGUGAUAAAUUUGUGAUGAUCAUCACAAAAUGUUGGAUCUUGAAUGAAGAGAAACACACUAUACAUUAAAUAAUUUCCAUAUAAUCCAGUCUCAUCGGAAGAGCUAAUAUUCUUAUAUAAUUUCUUAGAAUUUACUUUCCAUCCUGUCUCUCUCUCUCUCUCUCUCUCUCUCUCUCUCUCUCCCUCCCUCCCUCCCUCCCUCCCUCCCUCCCUCCCUCUCUCCCUCCCUCCUUUUUCCUCCUUCUUUCAUUCUUUCUGACAACCAUAUUCACUUGCGAGAUUUUUUAUGCCUUAAGUGGCCUCCUGUUUGUAUAUUUCUAUAUUAAAUGAUAUCUAUAAAAUGUUGGAAUUAUAAAAAGAGAAUAUGUUUCAUCAGAUCUCUGUAUAGUUUAUUUUAUUCAUCGUGUGAAUUUCUUCUUUUAAUUCUGUAUGGUUUUGAUCCCUGGCACAUAGUACCCCGUGAAAAGAGGAUACCAUUUAUUUCGUCUUGUGUAUGAGUGGCCGUUUAAGUACUUUGUAAAGAACAGUAAGCUUUUUAUAGUAUUCAGAUAUUUUAUUUAUGUUGUAAUGCUGACAAUAAUUAGACCCUACACGGUAUGCCUUUCAUUCAAUAUGAUUGUAGGUCUAAAAUAAAAUACGAGUUUUGUUCUUUACUUGUUACUAACUAUUUCAUAAAGAGGUACCUUACAGGCUCAUGAGAAGUAUUUAAGUACUUCCAUCAGCUAAUGCCAGUGUUAUCAGCUGAACAUGGGUGAUUUCAAAUACUUAUGUCGGAGACAAUUGUAUUGCUAAUUUAUUGCAGGGAUAAAAUGCACUAAUGAUGAAGGAGUUGAUAAUUUCUGCAGCAUUUAUAGAUUUUUGAGCAGGGAAACACGACACCAGUUUUCGUACAGAGUUUUGAAGAUAAUACUUUUGAUAACAUUUCUGGAAGGUAAUUUAUAGUUCUCAUCAAAAUCGUCAUUUAGGGUGUCUUGUACAAUAGUACGAAGAAACAAUCAAAAUAAUAAUUAUAAUAUUCGAGAGUGUAGUAAUUUUAUACCAGUUGUACUUUAUCAAAAAAUUGGUGCAAUAAUGCCAAUAUAAUUUAUUUAUGUAUCCUCUUAAACUACAAUGUAAAACCAGAAGAGAAGAAAUAAACUCGCUGUGUGUGUGUGUGUGUGUGUGUGUGUGUGUGUGUGUG